Molecule: messenger RNA, 3880 nt
Organism: Gorilla gorilla gorilla (western lowland gorilla)
Lineage: Eukaryota; Metazoa; Chordata; Mammalia; Primates; Hominidae
Product: putative ankyrin repeat domain-containing protein 19
Exons: 10
Coding region: 106-900 (264 amino acids)
Molecular function (GO): protein binding
Source: RefSeq, a predicted model, not a curated record
GGUUGUGGGGGGGGAUGGCGGAUUUGGGGCUGGGUGGGGGUGGAAAGGCCACGAGGAGCCGCGGCGGCUCAGGAGCGGGUGGUGGGCGUCUGAAAAGUCGCCACCAUGAGGAAGCUCUUCAGCUUCGGGAGACGCCUGGGCCAGGAGCUCUUGGACUCCAUGGACCAAGAGUACGCUGGUCGGGUGUACCACAUCCGGGACUGGGAACUGCGGAAGAUCCACAGGGCUGCCACCAAGGGCGACGCCGCGGAGGUGGAGCACUGCCUGACGCGCAGGUUCCGGGACUUGGACGCCCGGGACAGAAAGGACAGGACUGUUCUACAUUUGGCCUGUGCCCAUGGCCGUGUGGAAGUGGUCACCCUCUUGCUGAGCAGAAGAUGCCAGAUCAACAUCUGUGAUAGACUAAACAGGACACCUUUAAUGAAGGCUGUACACUGCCAGGAAGAGGCUUGUGCCAUUAUUCUCCUGGAACAUGGCGCCAAUCCAAACAUUAAGGAUAUCUACGGCAACACUGCUCUCCAUUAUGCUGUGUAUAAUGAGGGGACUUCACUGGCAGAAAAACUGCUUUCCCACCAUGCAAAAAUUGAAGCACUAAACGAGGAGGGAAACACUCCACUUUUGUUUGCUAUAAAUUCUAGGAGACAGCAAAUUGUGGAAUUUUUGUUGAAGAACCAGGCAAAUGUACAUGCCGUUGACAAUUUCAGAAGAACAGCCCUCAUGCUUGCAGUACAGCAUAACUCGUCAAAUAUCGUCAGCCUCCUCCUUCAACAAAAUAUAAAUAUCUUUUCUCAAGACCUGUUUGGCCAGACUGCCGAGGAUUAUGCUGUUUGUUAUAAUUUCAGAAGCAUUCAACAACAAAUUUUGGAACAUAAAAAUAAGAUACUUAAAAAUCAUCUUUGAAAUGAUAAUCAAGUCUCGCUCUAUCACCAGUCUGGAGUCCAGUGGCACGAUCUUGGCUCACUGCAGCCUCCGCCUCCUAAGUUCAAGCAAUUCUCCUGCCUUAGCCUCCCGAGGAGCUGGGACAACAGGCACUUGCGACCACGCCCAGAAACAGCAGCUAUGAAGCCUUGAAUUUUGAAAAAAAGACAAGAAGGUGCAAAAGUCUUUAAUCCUGGCAGGGAUUCACGGGCGCACACACACACACUCAGGAUUCAGAUCUUGUUGAAAGCUGCGAUAUCGACACUCUGCACGUGCUCCUCAAACUUGGUGAUCUCCUCCAGCAAGUCUGUCCCCACCUUGUCGUCCUCCACCACACACUGAAUCUGUAGCUUCCGGAUACCGUAGCCCACGGGCACCAGCUUGGAGGCCCCCUAGACCAGCCCUUCCAGCUGGAUGGAGCGCACACAGGCCUCCAGCUGGGCCAUGUCAGUCUCAUCGUCCCAAGGCUUGACAUCCAGCAGGAUGGAGGACUUGGCCACCAGUUCAGGCUUCUUGGCCUUCUUCUCUGCGUACUGCUGCAGCCGCUCCUCCUGCAGCUGUGCCGCCUUCUUGUCCUCCUCCUCAUUGUCGCUGCCAAACAGGUCAGUGUCAUCAUUGUCGUCAUCCUCUGCUGGUGUGAAUGGCUUCUUGGCCAGGGGCUCCACUUGGCGCAUGGGAGACAUGUGCUGGGUCUGUGGGGCCGUGGCCCGGCGGCCAGGCGAGUUCUUCUCCAGCACGUUCAGGCGGGCCUCCAGCUUGGAGAUGACCUGCUGCAGCUCCUGUACCACACUGCGCGGGCUCUGGUUCUCCACUUUCAGAGUGGUGAUCCGGACGACGAGCUUGCUGUGGUCUCCGCUGGGGCCGCUGGAGGCCCCGGGGCCUGAGCUUCCGGCCAGGGAUUUCUGGAUGUUCUCUCUGGCUCUCGCGAUGUCACGGAGGAUCACGCUGGCGCCGUUCUCUUGGCUGGAGGCACCGGCCGCAGGCCCAUUCAUCUGCUCGUAGAAUCUCCUUUCUGCGUCGUCAUAUUUGAACUUGUCGAACCAGAUCUUCUCAUGUACUAGGAAGUUUGUAGCCAUUUUUCUGACGCCUGCCAAGGACGCGACGACCAGGGAGGAGGAAUCGGCGGACGCGGGACACCUGAGGAAAGGCUAAAGUCUGUAGUUAAGUUGCUGCUACUUUUGAGUCAAUAACAUCAAGACCAGUGUUGGUGAAUCUUUUGGCCUUUCCCCAAUGCUUGAAAGAAGAUCACCACUGCUGGAGGCAUAAUGUACAAGGCAGGAAAAGGGAUGGAAUUGAUGGUGACAGCUAAGUCUGUCUUUUUUCUUAGGAAAUAAAGGUUUUCCUAGGAUACAUUUAAGUGUUUUGCUUCUCUUGGGCUGAGGGAGGUCAUUUGGCCACUACCAGUUUCAGAAGAUGAUGAUGUUACAGCACUAUUCACAAUAGCAAAGACAUGGAAUCAACCUAAAUGCUCAUCAAUAGUAGACUGCAUAAAGAAAAUGUGGUACAUAUACAUCAUGGAAUACUAUGCAGCCAUUAAAAAGAAUGAGAUCAUGUCCUUUGCAGGGAUAUGGAUGGAGCUGAAGGCCAUUAUCCUUAGCAAACUAACGCAGGAACAGAAAACCAAACAUCACAUAUUCUCACUUAUAACCAAACACCACAUGUUCUCACUUAUAAAUGGGAGCUAAGUGAUGAGAACACAUGGACACAUACAGAGAAACAACACACACAGGGGCCUACUGGAGGGUGAAGAGUGGGAAGAAGGAGAGGAUCAGGAAAAAUAACUAAUGGGUUCUGGGUGAUGAAAUAAUCUGUACAACAAGCCCCCAUGAUAUGGGUUUACCUGUGUAACAAACCUGCACAGGUACUACUGAACUUAAAAUAAAAGAUAAAUUUAAAAAAAGAUAAAGUAAGCCGGGCACGGCGGCUCAUGCCUGUAAUCCCAGCACUUUGGGAGGCCAAGACGGGUGGAUCACAAGGUCAAGAGAUCAAGACCAUCCUGGCCAACAUGGUGAAACCCCGUCUCUACUAAAAAUACAAAAAAUUAGCCGGGCAUGGUGGAGGGUGCCUGUAGUCCCAGCUACUCAGGAGGUUGAGGCAGGAGAAUCACUUGAACCUGGGAGGCAGAGGUUGCAGUGUGCCGAGAUUGCGCCACUGCACUCCAGCCUGGCGACAGAGUGAGACUCCGUCUCAAAAAAAAAAAAAAAGCAGUGAGAGAGGAGUUUGGGGAUUGCACGCUGGUUCAGCAAAGCAACAUUUUCCCAAAAGAUACACAAACUAUACAGAAGACCACUUUAAAAUAUCAUAUGUGAAGCUUAAGUUUUAAGAUUAAAAAUUCAGAAACUGUAAAAGAAUACACAUUUAAACAUGUAGAAAAUAAAAUUAUGUGAAUGGAAUAAUAUCACAUGCAAAGUCGAGACAAGGAAUAGAUGUUUUUUAAAAAAGGAGUUACUCCCUUUAACAUAAAAAGCUGUUUUAAAUUAAUAAGAUAAACAAUCCAAAAAGAGAAAUGUAUAAAUAAAUGCUUUAUAAAGGCAAUUUGCAGAAUAGCAAAUUCAAAUGGCCAAGACACAUUUGGAGGCAUAUUUAUAUACAAAUUACAAUUAGUUAUCAUUUGGAACUUGUAAAAUUUCUCAAGGUUAAAGAGUAACAGCAGCUGGGCACGGUGGCUCACGCCUGUAAUCCCAGCACUUUGGAAGGCCGAGGCAGGUGAAUCAUUUGAGGUCAGGAGUUUGAGACCAUCCUGGCCAACGAAAUGAAUCCCUGUCUCUACUAAAAAUACAAAAAUUAGCUGGGCAUGGUGGCAGGUGCCUGUAAUCCCAGCCACUUGGGAAGCUGAGGCACGAGAAUUGCUUGAACCCAGGAGGGAGAGGAUGCAGUGAGCCAAAAUUGUGCCUCUUCACUCCAGUCUGGGCAAUAGAGCAAGACUCAGUCUCAGAAAAAAAAAAAAAAAAAAAAAAAAAGA